AUAAUCAGACAACUAAUAUUAAAUUCCGGUGGGCACAAAAUGGUUUGCUAAGUCGCACCUUCACAUUUUGACCAAACCCUAUCUAUCUCUUCGAUAAGACAGACACGGUCAAGUCACAAGAAACUUGCUGGUGCAAGUUGAUGUUCCAAUUUUAUCUUCCUAACACAUGAAUAUAUAAAGCCGUGUAUGAUUGAGGGACUGAGAAUUUCACAGAGAGAGAGAGAGAGUUCAGGAAUAACAGGAAUGGAGAAACAAGCAGCACCACCACCACCAAAUAGGAUCCUGAAAUUUCUACCAAAAGCUGCUUCUGCGGUCAACUUUCAUAACCUUGCAUUUAGCCCAGGAAGAGACAGGAGAUCAGAAAACAUACACAAGCACAAAGCCAAUGUGGGAAAAGGAGUUAAUCCUUGCAGGUCAAUGAUCCCAGUUGAAGUUAGAAGACAGCCCAUGAAUGAGAGCUUUGAGACCCAAGAAGAACCCACCUCACCAAAGAUCUCAUGUAUGGGCCAAAUCAAGCACAAGAAGAAGAUGAACAAGGCUACUUAUAAGCGUGUUUCAGUUCCUCAGGAAACAAAGCCUGUGUCACAGACUCAACGUCAGGUAAUGAAGCAUGCAUCUAAACUCAAGAGGCUGUUUACUGGAUCAAAAGCAGGAAGGAAAUCUAAUGCUUUUGAUGUUGGUAAGCCAAAACUUCCUGAUAGAGCACCUUCAUUAAGUCAAAUGAAAAGGUUUGCAAGUGGUCGUGAUACUCUGGCAAGUUUUGAUUGGACCGCUCAUCAGAUUGCACCAGUGGAACCUGCUGGCAGGGACUAUUAUUCUGAUGAAGAGAGGGGAGAUAGCUUUGAAGAUCAAGAAGAUGAAGAGGUUAUAAUUCCUUUCUCGGCACCUAUGGUGUUAGGUGGAGGAGUAGAUUUGCUACCAAGGAAAGAAGUUAAUCUUUGGAAGAGAAGAACCAUGGAUCCACCUGAGCCUCUUCGAUUGAAAUCCAGUAUGGUUAGAGCAAAUUAAUACCAAUCUUUUCCUUAAUCUGUUUAUGUUUGCAAAAAAAUUCAUUGUUUUUAAAAAAUCUUAAAUGCCGCAAGAUAGAAGACGUCAUUGAGAUAUGUAAGAUAGAUACAAUUGUUAAGGAUCAUGUACAAACUGUGUUCAUUGGAUCUUAAUUUGCUUAAGCUUACUUCGAGUUGGCUUGAAAUUAAA
Populus euphratica (Euphrates poplar) is the source of this 1197-nucleotide messenger RNA. RefSeq lists its product as uncharacterized. The coding region runs from base 187 to 1008 and encodes 273 amino acids. The transcript has a single exon. The record is from RefSeq and is a predicted model, not a curated record. Lineage: Eukaryota; Viridiplantae; Streptophyta; Magnoliopsida; Malpighiales; Salicaceae.